Patiria miniata (bat star) is the source of this 6781-nucleotide messenger RNA. RefSeq lists its product as uncharacterized. Lineage: Eukaryota; Metazoa; Echinodermata; Asteroidea; Valvatida; Asterinidae. The transcript is spliced from 4 exons. Gene Ontology annotation, molecular function: nucleic acid binding. Bases 544 to 5976 code for a protein of 1810 amino acids. The record is from RefSeq and is a predicted model, not a curated record. Gene Ontology annotation, biological process: DNA integration.
CUUUUUUGUUGUGUAUGCCUUCCAUACACAGGCGUGCCAUACUCAUGCUUAGAAGGGCAUCGCGCAUGCGCCGGCCUGUCUGAACCUUGUGGCAGCGGGCCUGUGUUUUUCAUGUUCGCGCAGUCUCGACAACUAUGUAAAUAGAACGUCUAAAUUAUGAGUGUUCUUAGAGUUUCUUAACUUUUGUUCUGCAUCCACAUGUCCUUAUGAGUUACACAUUAUUCUGCAGUUUGGACAGACGUCGUGGAAGAGUAUGCUAGGUUUUCUAAACCUUCGUGAUUACAUAACACAUCCAUAGAGCUUCUGAUUUUCCAGGAAGAUUGGAAAUCCACAAGUCUUUUUACCGUAUCUAGGCAAGGGAGUAGUUCUGGAUUAAAGAUGAGUAAUUUCUUCUCAAGUGUCUUCCAGUUUACUUCUUAGUGCCGUGUGGUUAAACUACUGGAUAGGGGCUUUCUCGUUUUGCUUCGAGGCCAGUAUAGUAAAAAGACUUACGUCACCCAGUCGUCGACUCAACGUGUCUCCUGGAGGACUUCUGAAUUCAUCAUGUCAAUCAAGUCCGAAAAGCCAAGCCAACCGGACUUCAAAGAGGAAAACUCUUUGGAAAUGCCAUUGUUAUCUGAAAAUGGAAACUCUCACUCAGCCCCACAGGAUAAAGCCCCCAGCCUGAUUUCAAAACGGUCUAGUGCCAGUGCACUAUCAUCCUGUAACUCUGCUUCACUGAAGGCUCGCGCCAAGGCUGAGGCGGCCAAGGUGAGGUUGGAGUUUGCUCGCAAGGAGGCCGAGCUUAGAAAACAGAAUGCGACACAGGAAGCUGCCCUCCUUCUACUCAACGCAGAAAGGGAUGCUGCUAUGGCGGAAGUGGAGGCUGCGGUUCUCGAGACCGGACAAGACGUAGGCGGAUCCUCAAGGAAGAGCGAUGACCUGAAUCUUCCCAGCGGAGGCUACAAAGAACGAGUAGAACAGUACUUGUCCUCUUGUAAAAAUGCAAGUAAAACUGUAGAUUGUCAAGGACAUACACAGGUUAAUGAUUCCCUUACUGCCCCCUCACCCCAGCAUCUUGAUUCAAUAAAGGUAAUUUCUGAGGUGAGCAACAUGUUAAUGAAAAAAGAGUUAGUAACUAGUGGUUUAAGAAUGUUUAAUGACGAACCAGGUGCUUACAAAUCUUGGAAAGCAUCUUUCAAACAGGCUACAGCAGAAAUCAAAGUAAAGCCCUCGCAAGAAAUGGACUUGAUGCUCAAGUGGCUAGGAAAAGAUUCUUGCAAGUUGGUAACACCGAUCCAUUCGAUCCAUGUCGACCGCCCGGAUGUAGGUCUCAGCAGGAUGUGGAACCUGUUAGAUCGGAAGUACGGCACCCCAGAGGUCGUCGAGCAAGAUCUGCAACAGCGAAUCGAAGGCUUUCCAAAGAUCUCUCAUCGGGACAGUGCCAAGCUCCUUGAAUACAGCCACUUACUCAUGGAAAUUGAGUAUGUCAAGGACAUGGACAACUGCCCAGGAUUGCUACACCUCGACUCUGGCAGAGGGUUACGCCCCUUAGUGGAGAAGCUGCCGUACAACCUUCAGGAGAAAUGGCUGAUGGAGGGCGCUCGUUACAAAGACAAACACCAAGUGACUUUCCCACCAUUCAAGGUGUUCAGCGAAUUUGUGAGUUACCAGGCGAAAGUACGUAAUGAUCCCAGCCUUACAACGCCUCACGACCCCAAGCAACACGAUGCCACCAAGAGGACUGUCAGUGUAAGGGCUACUGAAGUUGGGAACCUCAAGCAACCUAAUGCCGGAGGAGAGCACUGUCCCAUCCAUAAGACCGCUCACUCCAUCGUGAAAUGCCGAGCCUUUCUUUCCAAAAACCAACCACAGAAGAGGGCCAUUCUGAGGAAUCAUCAUCUCUGCUUCAAAUGCUGCAUGCCGCAGCAUUCUGCACGUGAGUGCAAGGCAAACGUCAAGUGUGACUCGUGUGGCAGUGACCAGCACAUGUCCAUUCUUCACAACGAUCACCAGACCCAAUCAACGGAGAGGUUGCAAAAGCCAACUAAUGCUGCUCAACCGCAAAUCACCAGUGCAUGCUCCAAGGUCCAGGGGUCGAUGUGCUCGGCCGGGAUGUCCUGUGCUAAAAUCGUCCCAGUUCUAGUGAAGUCAAAGAGGGACCAAGGCACUUGUGUCAAGACUUAUGCCAUCAUCGAUGACCAAAGCAACAAAACCAUAGCAACACACAAACUUCUGGACAAGUUCAACAUUGACUACGGAGAGGUCAAUUACACACUGCGAACCUGCAGCGGAGAAGAGGCUGUGCACGGCCGGUGGGCAGAUGAUUUCGUAGUUGAGGACAUCCAUGGCACGGUGAGUGUAGACUUACCUGCUGUUACCGAGUGUUCUCUCAUCCCAGAUUUCAAAGAUGAGAUCCCCACGCCAGAUGUCACCAAGGUGUAUGAUCACCUGAAAGGUGUAAACAUACCGGAAAUCGACAACAACUGCACGGCAACUCUGUUGAUAGGGAGAGACGUCUCGGAGGCACACCAUGUCCUGGAGCAAAGGAUCGGACCCCCUGAUACACCGUUCGCACAGAAGUUGAAGCUUGGCUGGGUUAUCGUUGGCGAGGUGUGCCUGCAGGGUAUCCACAAGGGUGACAAUCAUCGGAGCAAGAUUUCAUCAUUGCGUACCCAAGUGCUCUUCACAGGACGACCUACCUUUCUUGAGCCUUGUCCGAAUGAGUUUCAAGUGAAGCAUCUAUUUGACAAUGACUCCGAUGGUGUUAGCCUGUCCAUCCAAGAGAAGCAGUUUGUAGAUCUGAUGAAGAGGGAAGGAGGCCUGAAAGAUGGACAGUGGACAGCACCAUUACCCUUCAAGCAACCAAGAGACCGACUGCCUAAUAACAGACAGCAAGCCUUCAAACGUGCCCAAAUUCUUCGAAAAGGCAUGGAGAGGGAUCCCACCAAGAGGGAGCACAUGCUGACAUUCAUGGAAGGGGUGAUAUCUCAUGGCCACGCGGAAGUUGCGCCCCCUCUUCAACCAGACGAAGAGUGUUGGUACUUACCUUUCUUCGGCGUGUACCACCCCAAAAAGAAAGACAAGAUCAGGGGUGUCUUUGAUUCUUCAGCCGAGUUCCUAGGCCACUCUCUCAACAAGGUACUGUUGAAGGGUCCUGACCUCACCAAUGACUUGGUGGGUGUCCUCAUGAGGUUCCGUCGGGGACGUGUAGCAGUUUGUGGAGACAUUGAAUCAAUGUUCUUCUGUUUCUCUGUGUCGGAGAGACACCAGAACUUUCUUCGCUUCUUCUGGCACAAGAACAAUGAUUUCAACAAACCUCUCAUCGAGUUCCGUAUGCGUAAACAUGUGUUUGGCAACACACCCUCACCAGCGGUAGCUACGUAUGGUUUGAGAGAUCUGGCUAAAGAUGCCGAACCUGAUGUCCGAGAAUUCAUCAACAAUGAAUUUUACGUGGAUGACGGACUUGCGUCAUGUGAUGACAGUGACACAGCCAUCUCGCUUAUCAAGCGCACCAGGUCCAUGUUGAUGGAGAAGGCUGGUGUUCGUUUACACAAAAUUGCUUCCAACUCCCAAGAAGUCCUCGAUGCAUUCGAGCCAGAGGAAGUCCAGAAAGACAUAAGGAACCUCACGCUCAGCGACGGUGUACCCACACAGAGAAGUUUGGGCGUUCUGUGGAACAUAUGUGAUGACACCUUUAGGUUUCAAACGGACCUGGAGGAAAGGCCCUACACGAGACGGGGUGUUCUGUCAACCAUCAACGGGGUGUUCGAUCCUCUUGGUUUUCUCGCACCAGUCAUGAUACAGGCAAGAGUCUUGUUCAGGGAUAUGACUGCACACAACGCUGGUUGGGAUGAUAGCCUUCCAGAUGAAUAUAGAGUAGUCUGGGAGUCUUGGAAGUCUGGGUUAGCUGAGCUGCAGUACCUGUCAGUUCCCCGUACCUACCCAGCUCACCCUGAUAAUGGAGUGCUGCACAUCUACUGUGAUGCUUCUGAGGUGGCGGUUGCUGCGGUUGCAUACUUGGUAGGAGCAGAGGAACCCAGGUCGGGAUUUGUCUUCGGCAAAUCAAAGCUGGCUCCUAAAGCAGGACAUACUGUACCUAGACUCGAGCUUUGUGCUGCAGUCCUGGCGACGGAAAUCAGCAAAGUGAUAUGCAGGGAGAUGGAUAUUCAGCCUUCAGGUGUGAAGUAUCACACAGACAGCAAGAUUGUUCUUGGGUAUCUGAACAAUACUACCAGACGGUUCCACACAUACGUCGCAAAUCGAGUUCAUAAGGUUCUCAACUUCUCUCGGCCUUGCCAAUGGAUGUAUGUGCCCUCAGGCAAGAACCCUGCUGACUGUGGCACACGUCCGAUUGCUACACAGAGCUUAAAGCACUCCUCGUGGCUUGAAGGUCCACAACAACAGGUGCCGAUACCAACGGAGGUCACGUCAUCAGAGUUCCCCCUGGUAAACCCUGAAGACGACAUCGAAAUAAGGCGCGAGGUGAAAAUCCAGGUAACUAAAACCAAGUUGGAACCAGCAAAUCUUGUCUCACGGGCCGACAGGUUUUCAACGUGGACCAGCUUGAUCAGAGCUUUCAGCCUGCUUGUUCACGUGGCCAGGUCCUUCAGCACAAGGAAUGAGCAAACCCAGAGUCAUGUCAAAGAUGUAAAACUCAAACGUGAUGUCCAGACAAUGAUGGUGCGGAUGGUACAAGAGCAGUUCUAUCAUCAGGAACUCAUCUGCCUGCGAGAAGGUACACCCUUACCACGUGGCAGUCCACUCCUAGACUUGUCGCCAAUGCUCAACCAAGAUGGGCUGAUCUGCGUUGGUGGACGCCUAAGGAAGUCUUCCCUUCCAGUGGUAUUGAAGCAUCCGGUACUGAUUCCUGGAAAGAGUCACAUUGCUAGGCUUCUUGUCCGACACUAUCACAGUGUUGGCCAUCCUGGUAGGCAGUUAACAGAGAGUUCUUUGCGCGAGGCUGGUUUCUGGAUAACAGGCUGCAAGAGAUUGGUGUCCUCGGUCAUUCACCACUGUGUUGUUUGUCGAAGGCUCAGAGGGAAGUUGGCAUCACAGCGCAUGGCAGAUCUCCCGGAAGAACGUCUCAAACCCGGCCCUCCCUUCACUCAGGUUGGCAUAGACUGUUUUGGGCCUUGGGAAGUGGUCAGCAGAAGAACCCGAGGCGGGACUGCUCAAAGCAAAAGAUGGGGAAUGAUAUUCUCAUGUCUCACGUCCAGAGCUGUCCACAUCGAAGUCAUUGAGGAAAUGAGCACUUCAUCAUGCAUUAACGCCCUGCGACGCUUCAUAGCCUUGCGAGGCAAAGUCGAAGUGUUUUGGUCUGAUCAAGGAUCAAAUUUUGUAGGAGUGAUGAACGACAAGCUCUUUCAGUCUUACCUUGAGAAGAAUGACACACAAUGGAAACUGAAUCCUCCCCAUGCCCCUCAUAUGGGAGGAGUUUGGGAAAGACUGAUCGGCGUGACCAAAAGGAUUCUCAACGGCAUCCUGCUUGAAACCAAACAUCAAAGUCUUACUCACGAGACACUAGUCACUUUUAUGACAGAGGUCAUGGCCAUAGUCAACGCUCGACCUCUCGUCCCGUUGACCUCCGACCCAGAGGAUACUUCCUUCCUCACCCCAUCAAUGUUGCUGACUCAGAAACAUGGAAGUAUCGAUGAAGUGAUCGUCGAAGACUCCGCUUCCAACAUGUACAGGGCUCAGUGGAAGAUGGUUCAAGUUCUCGCCGACCGGUUUUGGAAACAAUGGAGGCUCCGUUACCUCCAGAGUCUUCAGCACAGGCGUAAAUGGAUCAACCUGGAGAGAAACAUUGCAGUUGGGGACGUAGUGUUGUUGAGAGAUAAAGACAUCAGGAGAAACCAGUGGCCUCUGGGUAUUGUUGACGGUGUCAGUCCUGGAGAUGAUGGAUUGGUUCGAAAGGUGAAUGUCCGUUUGCCAUCAACUGGAAAGACGUAUGCCAGACCAGUGCACGAGUUGGUUCUGUUGGUGGAAUCUGGAUAACCAGAUGCCUUUGUCUUCGUAGGUGUGAAGUCAUUUGACGUCUAUUGGACGUCGGUGGGGAGUGUGCUGUACGCCUUUUUUGUUGUGUAUGCCUUCCAUACACAGGCGUGCCAUACUCAUGCUUAGAAGGGCAUCGCGCAUGCGCCGGCCUGUCUGAACCUUGUGGCAGCGGGCCUGUGUUUUUCAUGUUCGCGCAGUCUCGACAACUAUGUAAAUAGAACGUCUAAAUUAUGAGUGUUCUUAGAGUUUCUUAACUUUUGUUCUGCAUCCACAUGUCCUUAUGAGUUACACAUUAUUCUGCAGUUUGGACAGACGUCGUGGAAGAGUAUGCUAGGUUUUCUAAACCUUCGUGAUUACAUAACACAUCCAUAGAGCUUCUGAUUUUCCAGGAAGAUUGGAAAUCCACAAGUCUGUAAGUUUUUGUUGACUGGACAUGGUAGCUUUUCAUUUCAUGUACACAUACCUGUAAUUAUUUUGGUUUCACGGAAUUUCUCACUAUUUUGGAUUCCCGAUGUAUUUGAAUGUUUUGUAUGAUCACAUGAGGAUGUAUCUGUCUUUUUCUUAAACUGUGUUAGGUCUUUAUUGAAUGCUUACUUUUUCACAUAUAUGUACAUGUACCAUGUAGACAUGCAUAACCGAUACAAGUUUUUUGUAUUUUUCUUACAGUUUUACCGUAUCUAGGCAAGGGAGUAGUUCUGGAUUAAAGAUGAGUAAUUUCUUCUCAAGUGUCUUCCAGUUUACUUCUUAGUGCCGUGUGGUUAAACUACUGGAUAGGGGCUUUCUCGUUUUGCUUCGAGGCCAGUAU